CCCCGCCAUGCACGCUAAGUAGUGUACUAGGUAGGUAGUAGGUAGUGUUAUCGCUCGGUUAUCCACUACUUAUCGACCGUCGCUACGUCACUGCUCGAAUUGCGCCCGGCUUAUGGUCCGGAAGUGGAGGAAGCUCAUCUGAAGCUCAUUGAUGUUAGCUUGCCAGCGCAUUCUGCUUCUUGCCAUCACCACAUCCUAGUGUACUCCGGAUCUCCUGGUGGUUUUCAUUUCUACUUGUAGCUACCUUUGACGCGACAUCAAAGACAACGACGACCUUAUUGUUUUUAUUUUCAUCAUAAAGAUACAUCACCGCGCCAGCAUCGCGCAAUCCGUCGCAUCCGAGCAAAUUCUACAAUCCGCGAUAGAAGCAACAAUAAACCACAAUGUGGCCCUUUGGCAACAGCAAUAACCCGGACAAGCCGGCGCAGCCCAAGCAGUCUCCUUCAGAAACCAGCCCUAUACAAGACAAGGUGGAGAAGAAGGUUGUCGAUGUCAAGAAUGCCGUUCAUGACGAGCUCAACCCCCAGAAGCUGCCUGCGCGAAGAAAGCUCCCGGACGGUCUACAGAAGUUAGUCGACAAGACUGACAAGGAAGAAUUCUAUGAUGAUCUCUACGAGGGCUACAUGCCUCCCUCGACCGAGUCCAACGUCCGUUACGCCGCCUACGCCUCCCGCUUCCGCACCAUUCUCCUCUCCGCCCACCGCUACGUCGCCUACACCUCCGACAUUGGGGAGUCCUUCCGCCCCGUCGCGCACCCGUGGCUCGUUCGUGGUGCCUACGGCGUCUCGUGGGCGUACAUCCUGGGCGACGUCAGCUACGAAGGAUACAAGGCAUACUGGCACAACCGGCGGGUGCUGGACCCCAAUGUCGAGCUAACAUCGCGCCAGAAGCGCAUUCUCGGCUUGAUCGAUGAAAACGGCACCAAGAAGAUGGAAGACGACAAACCGACGCCCGGCAAAAUCACGCCGCUGGAGGACUACCGAACCGUGAUGCUGCAGCGCCUCAUCUUCCAGAGCGUGGCCAGUAUGGGACUGCCUGCGUUUACGAUUCACAGUGUGGUGCGGUACAGCGGGCGCGCGAUGAAGAACGUCAAGAACCAGACGAUCCGGACCUGGGGUCCCAUUGGUCUCGGUCUGUCGGUCGUUCCCUUCCUGCCUACUUUGUUCGACAAGCCAGUUGAGAAUGCGGUCGAAUGGGUGUUCCAUAAGGCCUUCGAGACAUUUGGCGGCAAGGAGGCUGUUGGGCAUGCGCCACUUAUCGGAAGAGAAAAGACGCUGAGUGAGAAGCCUACUCCUCACAAGGAGAAGAACGAGUGAGCGAAAUAGAGAGAUGAUGGAGAGGACAUGGGCUGGCCAAAUAUGUAUGAAGGGAUUGUUCCCAUGCGCACUUGAAGUGUAUUAUAGGUACUCUACAUUUAUAUGCUCGCUAUUGAAUUUAUAUGCUCACUAUUGAAUAAAUUACUGAUA
This is a messenger RNA of Neurospora hispaniola, 1466 nucleotides long. RefSeq names its product mitochondrial 18 KDa protein-domain-containing protein. The transcript is spliced from 2 exons. The coding region runs from base 384 to 1316 and encodes 310 amino acids. Gene Ontology annotation, cellular component: mitochondrion. Gene Ontology annotation, biological process: mitochondrial fission. The record is from RefSeq and is a predicted model, not a curated record. NCBI's taxonomy places the organism in Eukaryota, Fungi, Ascomycota, Sordariomycetes, Sordariales, Sordariaceae.